Microplitis mediator is the source of this 5011-nucleotide messenger RNA. It is a transcript of the gene L, whose product is annotated as zinc finger protein 423 homolog. The transcript has 5 exons. The record is from RefSeq and is a predicted model, not a curated record. Lineage: Eukaryota; Metazoa; Arthropoda; Insecta; Hymenoptera; Braconidae. Gene Ontology annotation, molecular function: RNA polymerase II cis-regulatory region sequence-specific DNA binding; DNA-binding transcription factor activity, RNA polymerase II-specific. Gene Ontology annotation, biological process: regulation of DNA-templated transcription. The coding region runs from base 147 to 4067 and encodes 1306 amino acids.
AACAAAUAAGAAAGUUAUCGUGGGUGCCUUUUUAAAUAAAAUAAUAUUUUUUAUAAAUAAUUAUCAAAAUAUAUAUUUUUUAUAGUGUAUGUGAGGUGAAUGAACGAAAGUUUUAUAAUUUAAAAAAAAAAAAGAAUUUAAUUAAAAUGUUAUUUAAGGGAAAUAGUUCAAGAUUAGAAUUUUUAAUUGAAAAAAUUCAAGCGCAUAAAGAAUUAUCGCCGUCACCGCUUCCAGAUGACAAGUGCACUUUAAGAUCAAGAGGUCUGUUGAGUGGAAUUUACUCAUGGCGUAGCGAAGACGACAGUCUUAAUGGACAGAGAGGUGGUGGCACACCAUCUUCUUGCACAACUUCGACGUCGCUGAGUUUCCCCUCGGAAACUGAGACUGAUGUUGACGUUAAAUUAAAUAGUAUUGACAGCAGCAUCACUUCUGGCCCAUACCCGUGCCAAUUUUGUGAUAAAUCUUUUCCCAGUUUGAGUCAGCUGAAGAAACAUGAACAGACUCAUGGUGAUCAAAUGCCGUAUCGUUGCAGCUGGUGCGCGCGAUUAUUUAAACAUAAACGCAGUAGAGACCGUCACGUAAAAUUGCAUACCGGCGACAGAAGAUAUCGAUGUACUCGAUGUGAAGCUGCGUUUUCUCGCAGUGAUCAUUUAAAAAUUCACAUGAAAACUCACGAUAAUCAGAAGCCAUAUCACUGCAGCGAAUGUUCCCGUGGUUACAAUACAGCAGCAGCAUUAACGUCGCACAUGCAGUCCCACAAGCGUCCUCACUCAUUACAAUUACAAUUAAAUAAUCAUCUCUACUCAUCCCCUAAAACCGGGGAGACUGAGCGGAAUUCGCUUUGGGCAAGUCGGGGAUCUUCGCCUAGUGUUAGUUCACCGUUACCUUUGUCAUCCUCAAUGUCUAUGCAUAAAUUAACAUCCUAUUCACCAGACUCUUCAGCCAACGAGUCAUCACCCGCAGUAUCCUUCUUACGGUCGUCAUUAACACUCGCCUGCAUGUACUGUGCCAAAGAUACCUUUACCAGCAUGGAACAGCUUCAACUACAUGUCCAAGCUGUCCACGAGCUCAAUAUAAACAGCAAUCCGCCGUCAUCGCCAUCAACGGCAACGGCAACGUCAACGUCAAAUAAAAUAGUAGACAAUAAUUACAAGCGUCGUAAAAAAAAAGAAGACUUUAAAUCGAAAGAUGAUCACACUAAAGUACAUCGCAGUAAUAAUGAUAAAGUUGCUAUUAAUAAUAACAAUGACACAUCAGUAUCAGCGUUGAUGUUAACGUGUCCUUUGUGUGGGAUAUCAUGUUCGUCCCCGACAGUCUACGCCGAGCAUUACGUACUCGAACACUGCGAAAAUCGUAAAGUUAUUGCUGAUAAAAUGGCUGAUGACAAAACAAAUUAUGAAAAUAAAAUGACGGCCAAUAACUUUACUGCAGACGUUUAUUCCUCAAGUACUUUAUUGUGCGGGCAGUGCGGCGCGGCGUUGAAAGACUUUGAGUCCUUUCGCGUUCACUUGGCGCAUCAUUUGAAAGUGAACAAUUACCAGAAGCAAUUAAACAUUAAUUGCCCAAAGUGUGAACUGAAUUUCCACACCAAAGAUGAGAUGAUUAAUCAUCUGACGAAGCAUUACUUGAAUGAUAGUAAUAUAAUUAAGCAGCGUUUCUGUUGUGAUGGAUGCGAUAGAUAUUAUUUUGACGCAGAGUCGCUUAAAAAGCACACGUUUGAUGAGCAUACGCAGCAAUUGUACAGAUGCGCUGUUUGCAGAGAGACCUUUGAGUCGUCAGUUGCCAUUCAAGUGCAUUUCACUGUUAAACACACACGAGAGUGCACUGUUUAUCAAUGUACUGACUGCAUAAAUAAUCCAGGGCGCGCCAAGAGUAAUGAGACGCGGGAUAACAAUGGGGUGGAUUGUUUUUUUAAAACUUGUACGGAACUGAUGAAACACGUGAUUAAUGCUCAUUUAUCGUCCUCGUCAUUAUCCUCGUCGUCAUCCUCAUCAUUGUCCUUGUCAUUGUCGUUAUCGUCUGCGCAAGAACAAGAUCGAAUUACUCAAAUGAGUUGUGGAAUCGCUCAAGACACAACCAGAGUCUGCGGUGAAUUAUUUUUACGAUGCUGUUUUUGUGGUGUACAUUGUAAUACCGAGGGUGAUUUACAACGACACUUGGCAACCCACUCGACGUGCCUUUAUAGAUGCCCGAUUUGUCGUCAAGGUUUUACUGUUGAAUUUUUGCUGGACAAGCACAUUGCUCAGAUACAUAACAAUAAUUCAGCUGCUGCUGUUGAUAGUGUCCCUACUGCUGCUGCUGCUGCUGCUGCUGCUGAUAAUAUGAUAGAUAGACAUAAUAUUGUUAAUCAUUAUAAAGUACAAGAUGAGAUGAGGUAUAAAAGAAAACAUUCAUCGCCUGAAUUAAUUCAACAAAAUCAAUCAGAUCAUUGUUUAUCAAACCGUCCAAAUAAUAAUAAUAAUAAUAGUGAUAAUAAUAAUAUUAAUAAUAAUAAUAUGAAUAUAAAUAAUAAUAACAGUGAUAAUAAAAAUGAAUUAAAAAUAAAUCAUUGUGAAUAUUGCGAUCGAAAAGAUUUUACAAGUGAAUCAGAGUUACGCGCCCACAAAAAACUUUCCCACAAAUCAUCAUCAUCAUCGUUAGCAAAAGUAAAUCAAACAAAAUCAUUAUCACCGCAAAUCUGUAGUUACUGCGGUGAAUCGAUGCGUUCACGUGGUGAAUUAGAAGCUCACACAAGAUUACACCACGCUCCGAGUGAAUUAGCCAAGCGUCGUUUAAAGUGUAACAUUUGCGAUGAAUUAUUUUCGACAAGUGGUAUUUUAGCUGAGCAUAAAUUAGACAAACAUUGCAAAAUAAAAUUGAGCGAUGUGUGCAUCGUCUGCAGAAGUGUGCUACAAAGUGAAACAGAUUUUAUUGAGCACGUACAGAAGCAUAGUUUAGAAUCGAUUGAUUCACAUCAACAGAGACACGAUGGUUUACUUUCAGCUCCUAUUUCAGCAACAACUCAAACAGUUUCUGUUCCAACUAGUACUCUUACUCCUAAUACUAAUACUAGUUUUAGUUCUACCACCAGUAUUAGUAUUACAACUUCUGGCAGUACUCAUGUCCCCGUUUAUUGUGUUGUCUGCAGGCAGACUCUCAUUAGCGAGUUCGAUUGUCAAUUACAUGCCAAGUAUCAUUUGCGAUCACAAUCUUCACUUGAUUCUAAUGUUAAUUCUAAUUUUAUUUCUGUUAAUAAUAAUAAUAAUAAUAAUAAUAAUAAUAAUAAUAAUAAUAAUAAUAAUAAUAAAUUAAAUUGUUGCAUUUGUUUACGAGAAUUUGAUAAUGAUAAUUCUGUUAUACCUUUGUCAGGAAAUAGUUAUGAUAUAGCAAUUAGCGAACGUAAAUUGAAUGUCUGCAACAGAUGUUACGUCAGACAUUUGAACGGUUUGCCUAUUUUAGGUAAUAAUUUUUAUAACAAUAAUGAUAAUGAUGAUAAUGAUAAAUUUAUAAAGGAAAAUCCUGAUCGUGGUGAUGUUGAUAAUGAAUAUGAGACAAAGUGUAUUAAAUUAGAAAGUAUGAAUGAUAAUGAAGAUGAUGAUAAUAAUAAUGACAAUGAUAAUGAUAAUGAAAACGAUGAUGAUGAUGAUGAAGAUGAAGAUGAAGAUGUUAAUGUGGAUGUUGAUGUUGACGUUGAUGUUAAUAACGAGUAUGAGGGGGUGGGCAAAGAGAAAGAUGAUAAACAAGGAGAAAACAAAGUGGAGGAUGAGAAUAAGGAAGGAGAGAAUGAUAAGAAUAGUGUUUGUAAUGAUAAGAAUAAAAGUAGUGCUGGCGUCCGUCCAUAUAACUGUCCUCAAUGUACCCUCUUGUUUGCUUUUAAAGUUGAAUUGGAGCAUCACCUUAAUGCUGUACAUAUGAAUAAAAAUAUGUCUUGUAUGGUUAAUGCUACACCGAGGGAGAAUAAAUUUAUGAAAGUAGUUGGGAAUUAUCGUGAUGUUAAUGCUAAGGACAAUGUGAGCGAACAAGAGGGUGAUGUUGUUGUAAAAGAAGAAGUUGUUAAUGAUGAGCCCACUAAUGAUUUUAAAAAGUAAUUAAUUCCCGGGUGAAAAUAUUUUGCUGAAAAAGGGCCGCAAUCGCAUGGAAAAAAGAGUAGUUACAGUGAAAAAUUACAGUUUUAAAUAUCAGAAAAGCCCUUUUACUUGGAAACUGUAAAAAUUACACUGUAAUAAUUAUUUAGCAAUUAUUAGUUUCAUAUAAGACUUUUUUCAGUCCGUAAUAGCGUUUUAUUUAUUAUAAAGUUUCAUUCAACUAAAAAUACAUUAGAAACUGGAAAAUUCGUAAUCUAUAACUGUAAUUAUUUUAUUACAAGAAGUAGUUUCAAUUAUUGCAGUGCAACUCUGGUGGAAAUUUUUCGGAAUUUUCUCUGAAAAACUCAGUUCUAAAAUUCUAAAGACUUUUUCAAAGUACUGAAGACUUUUUCAGAGUUUAUCAGAGAAGAGUCAGAAAAAUUUCCACCAGGGAAACUAAAAUACUUGAAGUUUUUUGCACUAGGAACUGUAGUUUUUCCACUACGCGUUUUUCCAUGCGCGCCGAAAUCAUAGAAUUUUUUUUAAAGAGACUUAAAUUUGGCCGAAAUCUCACUGAAGCCGUCGAGUUUUAUGAUAAGAAGUCGAAAGAUUGCCGAAAUUUUAUUAUUUUUAAUAAACAGGCCGGAAAUUGGCCGAUGAAUUAAGUCGGCCUAUUUUCGGUUUUUUUGUAGACCUAAUUAUCGGCCAUUUUUCGGCCUGGCCAAUUUUCAGCCUUGCGUUUACUACCUGGGCCUUUUUCGGCGACUUUUCAACCGAUAAAAAAUUUUUUUAUUUUUAUUUGAAAUUUUUUUACCCGGGAAAUAAUUAAUUACAAAUUAUUUAAAAAUUUAAAAAAGCAAUUAAUUAUUUGGUUGAUAAUUUUGAUUAAUUAGUACUUUAAAUGUUUAUGUAUUUGUUAAUAAUUUUUUAAAUAAAUUAUAUUGUAUAAUUUUCUUUGUAUUGAUCAA